This is a messenger RNA of Magnusiomyces paraingens, 1578 nucleotides long. RefSeq lists its product as uncharacterized. Lineage: Eukaryota; Fungi; Ascomycota; Dipodascomycetes; Dipodascales; Dipodascaceae. The coding region runs from base 1 to 1578 and encodes 525 amino acids. The record is from RefSeq and is a predicted model, not a curated record. The transcript has a single exon.
AUGAGCAGCAUUGUUUUUUCAAAAGCAAACAACUUUACACCUGCAUUUAAACCAGCUCGUUUUGGGGCCUCAAUUAUUUCGGGCAGCCCAGCCAAGGUUGAGGUUCUCCCCGAGUCGCCUUCAAUUUUGUCAUCUUCAUCAUCAUCUGAGGACGAUGAAAACACGAGCGAAGAAGAGGGUAAUUACCAGAAUAACAACAGCAGCAAAAGAAUGGGAAAGUUGUUGGGAAGAAGUAUGAGCAGUGCAGAAAAAACACACUGGCGACUAGUUGGAAGUGACCGAGACCGGGGGUGUGAGGCAAUGGACUACGGGGCACCAAUGAUGCCACGAUACCCUGCGUUUUGUAAGAAAAAAGAAGGAGAAAAAAGAACGGGAGGAACGGAUGGGAAUAGAGAUGGGAAUAGAGAAGGUGAAAUGGAUACGGAGGUUGUUGCAAUAACGCAUUAUGGAGCAGUGCCACGAGCAGAGAAUGAAGAGGAGUUUGUGUUGCGGAUAGAUUUGAGGGAUGCAGGAAGGUUAGAGCAGGCAAGAAAGAGUGGAGAAAGAAUUGGAGAAGAAGAAGAAGAAGAAGAAGAAGAAGAAAUAAAUAGCAGACAUAUAAGAGAAGAACGACAAGAGCAAAGCCAAGUUGAACUGCGGAUGCCUGUGAUUGAGGUCGAGCCUCGUGGCGGAGGGACUUUGUUUUCUGAGCAAGACGACGAUGAUUCUGGUAAUAGUGCCGAGGAUGACGAAGACGACAAUGAAGACGACAAUGAAGAUGAAGAUGAAGAGGAAGAAGAAGAAGAAGAGGAAGAAUUAAAUUCCCCUACACAAGCUCGAUCAUCUGUUUCAGGAUCCUCCUUGAUCAUGCCAGUACCCUUGACCAGUGCUCCAUACCCGGCCACUGUCGCCGCAACAAGUUCUAUUUCCAUGCCACCUGCUUCUACAGCUUCUCCAGCCGUCACUGUACGAUCACUUGCCGCUUCUGUAUUUUCCUCCACUGCUACCACUGCAACCGCAACUGCUACUGCUACCGCUACCGCUGCUGGUAGUUCCAGGCGCGCUCCAACAACUGGGAGACCAGCUCGUAGCGGUACGUUCAGGUUCGCACCACCAGCAUCACAGCAUUCGUCUUACGCUAGUCCUCUUGCGCAUCCGUUCCAUCGGGCACCGAUUAUGCGUGUAGCAGGUUCUUCAAACAAUCACGGGAGUGGCUCUGCAACAGCAACAGCAGCGGCAACGACAACGACAACGGCAACGGCAACGGCAACGGCAACGGCAACGGCAACGGCAACGGCAACGGCAACGGCAACGGCAUCGCCGACAGUAUCCAGCUCGUCGGUGUUUGCACAUAGACUGUGGCGGGGUUACUCUGCUAGAAACAGAUCUAGUGCAGGAACUAGAAGCCAACAGAGUAGUAGCAGUGGCUCGUCGCCAAUGCCGGAACCGGAUUAUAUGAGAGUAAGUAGGAGUCCUGGACAAGUUGGAGGGUCGCCGCAAAGGCAGCAAGGACAACAAGAGAGUGAGGAUGUGGGAGGGUCGACAUGGUGGAGUCGAGUAGGAAUAUGGAUUAGAAGUGCAGCCAUGUGUGCGUGGUGA